UUUCACUAGCAAUGGCCAGCAAGAAAUUUUAUUGGACAGACGGUGUGGAUGUUUUCAAUGAGGAGUACCACGCGGCCAGCCGAAGCUAUUUCCACAACACCAUACCGCAACAGACUAGCGAAUUCUACAAGAAAGUCUUCAUCAAUUUGCAGAGUUCCCAGCCUUGGCCAACUCCAAUCAAUCCGCCUACGAACGUGCAAGCUAUAUUCGGAAGAAAUAUCGCCAAAACAAGAUGGCAACCACCUCAUUUGGUUGGUCUACAAGGGAAGGGAGCAUGGCAGAAUUGGUCCUACGAGAUAUCACUGAAAGAAAUCAACUCUGAAGAGAUCAUCAUCCAUAAAAACAUCAACGACACAUUCUUCACGAUCACCAACUUGAAAGAGAACACCGAGUACAUCCUGAGAGUAGCAGCUUAUACAAACUCUGGAAGGGGUCCUUGGUCAUCUGGGUUCAAGGGAACAACUCUGAAUGCCUCCAAAACUCCUAUACUGAUUUGGUCAGCUACUGAUGGUCUUCUCCAAUCGAACGCCGCUGGAGAAAAUGUAGAAGUGCUCAUAGACAAGAGCGAAAUGAAGGAUCUUCACUUCGUGGACAUUGCUGGGUACAAGGAUCGGAUAUUCUUGGUUGCGAAUACUUCCCAAGUGUACUGGUACAACUUCACUACUCGUGCUCAUGACCGUUUGGCGAAGUUAGACUCUGUUGGGAGCAUUGCUGUGGACUGGAUUGGGAUGAAGCUGUACUGGUCGAAUCCCAAACAGCAGAUGAUUAUACGCAGUAGUCUCGACGGAACCGACCAAGAACCGCUUCUGACAGUAUUAGCGAAGGAACUCAACAUUGAUUCCGUAAAAGCGUAUCUUUAUUGGACGACUGGUAUAAAAGUUGAAUGUGCCCGACUAAAUGGCGUAGAAAGAUACGAAUACCACGAUGUGGAAUAUUUCUCUGGAAAACAAGUAAUGGGUCUGACUCUUAACCUAGAACAAAAAUUUGUUUACUGGAUAGUAAGAGGUUCUGACGGAUCUCAUCUCUACAAAGGUCCAAUGAAAGGUUACUGGGAUGACAAAAUACCUGAUAUCGAAAAAGUAUCCAGUUUGCAGAAACCCGACAUCCAGGGCCCCCUCUGCUAUUUCCACAAGAGGUUGCUGUGGCUUCAAGAUGGAAAAAACGCAGCGAUUAGUGAUUUGGCUGGUAAAAAUAUCGCCACCGUAAGCGGAAAACAAAUGCAGGGUCUCAAUUUGGUUCAUGUCGUGGAUUCUUUUCUAGAUACUCUUCCAGAUGAUACCGACCCUUGGCUUCAGGUAAAUGUAUUGCCAGAAAAAGUGAACAAUAACUCUGUGGAAGUGGUGGGAUCUUCUGAUUCCUUCAACGUUACGUGGAACCCCGUCAAGAAUGUCAACUACGGCCAAGUUUUCUACGAAGUUCAAAUCGACGACAGCACAAGAAUCGACGGUUUUACG
Molecule: messenger RNA, 1454 nt
Organism: Leptinotarsa decemlineata (Colorado potato beetle)
Lineage: Eukaryota; Metazoa; Arthropoda; Insecta; Coleoptera; Chrysomelidae
Gene: sev
Product: receptor protein-tyrosine kinase sevenless
Biological process (GO): regulation of TOR signaling; cell surface receptor protein tyrosine kinase signaling pathway; protein phosphorylation
Cellular component (GO): plasma membrane; signaling receptor complex
Molecular function (GO): transmembrane receptor protein tyrosine kinase activity; protein binding; ATP binding
Source: RefSeq, a predicted model, not a curated record